AUGGAGAAGUCACAAAAAAUGCCAAAAGUGGCAAAGGUACGUAGUUUUAUAUAUUUUUGUAUUCAUAUAAUCUAAUGAAUGAAAUAAGUUUUUUGAUAACAAACUAUUCUUAUUGUAUAUUAUUUUAGGUCAAAAAUAAAGCGCCUGCUGAAAUUCAAAUAACAGCAGAGCAGCUUUUGAGAGAGGCAAAAGAAAGAGAUCUGGAAAUCUUACCACCGGUAAAUGUCUUUCUACUUACUUUAUUCGAAUUUUAUUUUAAUAAUUUUAAGUUCUAAUUUUAAGUUCUAAUUGAAAGAUAAAAACAUUUUAUUAUAUAUAAAUUUUAAUUAAACGUUAUAAUACAUAUUUACAAUUAUUUUAGCCACCAAAGCAAAAGAUCUCUGAUCCUCAUGAGUUAGCUGAUUAUCAACAUCGGAAGCGCAAAGCUUUUGAAGAUAAUAUUCGUAAAAAUCGCAUGGUUAUUUCAAAUUGGAUAAAAUAUGCCCAGUGGGAAGAAAGUCAAAAACAGAUACAACGAGCAAGAUCCAUAUAUGAACGUGCUCUAGAUGUUGAUCAUAGAAAUAUUACAUUAUGGCUAAAAUACACAGAGAUGGAAAUGCGAAAUCGUCAAGUAAAUCAUGCAAGAAAUUUGUGGGACCGUGCGGUUACUAUAUUACCUAGAGCAAAUCAAUUUUGGUAUAAAUAUACUUAUAUGGAAGAAAUGUUAGAAAAUAUUGCUGGAGCGCGUCAGGUAUUUGAAAGAUGGAUGGAAUGGGAACCCGACGAACAGGCAUGGCAAACCUAUAUAAAAUUUGAAUUGAGAUAUAAAGAAAUACAGAGAGCUAGACAAAUUUAUGAACGGUUUGUAAUGGUUCAUCCAGAUGUUAAGCAUUGGAUAAAAUAUGCACGGUUUGAAGAGUCUCAUGGUUUUAUUAACGGCGCUCGUAAUGUUUAUGAACGUGCCAUUGAUUUUUACGGCGACGAAAAUUUAGACGAAAGAUUGUUUAUUGCAUUUGCAAAGUUCGAGGAAGGACAGAGAGAACAUGAUCGAGCAAGAGUAAUUUAUAAAUAUGCAUUAGAUCAUAUUCCAAAAGAAAAAACGCAAGAGAUUUAUAAAGCGUAUACGAUACAUGAAAAAAAAUAUGGAGAUCGUUCAGGCAUCGAGGAUGUAAUAGUGAGCAAACGGAAAUAUCAAUAUGAACAAGAAGUAAAAGAAAAUCCUUCAAAUUAUGAUGCCUGGUUCGAUUAUUUGAGAUUAGUGGAAUCGGAAGGAAAUGUCGACGUUAUUAGAGAAACUUAUGAGCGUGCGAUAGCUAAUGUACCUCCCACUAAGGAAAAACUAUUUUGGAGAAGAUACAUUUAUCUUUGGAUAAAUUAUGCUCUUUUUGAAGAACUUGAUACCGAGGACAUAGAAAGAUGUAGACAAGUCUACAAAGCUUGUUUGGAAUUAAUUCCGCACAAACACUUUACUUUCGCCAAGAUCUGGUUACUUUACGCAUACUUUGAAAUAAGACAGAAAAAUCUCACAGCAGCAAGAAAAAGAUUAGGUAUGGCGUUAGGUAUCUGUCCCAGAGAUAAAUUAUACCGUGGAUAUAUUGAUUUAGAAAUACAGUUAAGAGAAUUCGAUAGAUGUAGAAUCUUAUAUGAAAAGUUUCUCGAAUUUGGGCCAGAGAAUUGUACUACAUGGAUGAAAAUUAGAUAUGCCAGAACUUUUAUGGAAAUCAUAUAUUGAUUUUGAGAUAUCGCAAGAUGAAACAGAAAACGCAAGACAAUUAUUCGAAAGAUUAUUAGAACGUACACUUCACGUUAAAGUUUGGAUUGCAUACGCUAAAUUUGAAUUAGCGAAUUCAACAAGUCAGGAUGGUCUUGAUAAUGUUGUGUUGGCAAGAAGAAUCUUUGAACGCGGAAACGAUGCACUUAGAUCGAACGGUGACAAAGAAAGCAGAGCGUUGCUUUUGGAAGCGUGGAGAGAUUUCGAGAAUGAGAAAGGAGAUGAUGAAACUCGAGCUAAAAUUAUGGAGAAAAUGCCUCGAAGGAUUAAACGUAGAAGACGUAUUGUCGGAGAAGAUGGGAAUGAUGAUGGUUGGGAAGAAAUAUUUGAUUUCAUGUUCCCAGAGGAUGAAUCACAAAGACCUAAUCUUAAAUUUUUGGCGUCUGCCAAGGCUUGGAUGAAACAAAAAGAAAUGAAUGAUAAAAAUGAAAAUCAAGUAGAUUCUAAUAGUUAAAAAAUUAUUUUUUUGACGUAGAUAAUUUAUUAUUUUUGUAAAUAAAUUAAUGUUUGAGUUUUUAGUAUGUAAAUAAAGAGAAUAAUUAGCCUUUAAGUAUUUUAAAAACACCGACUAUUUUUUUUAAAUAAGUUCAUAAGUUCAAAAAAUGUAAUAAAAUAUAUUACAUUAUUCUGUAAGCAUAUAGAAUUUAUAUUUAUAGUUUUGUAAAGAUAAAAUGAGCAAUUACAUGAAAGGAUUGUCUGAAUAAAUAACAAUAGUAUUCAAUAAUCCUUUUAUUAUGCAUUUUUAAUAUUUUCAUAGUGGUUUUAAUGUACAAUUUUAUACCUCACAAUGAAAAUGUAAAUUUAUAAACAUACGUUACAUACAUUAAUCCCAGAGCUGUUUUAUUCAACCAUUUUAUGCAAAUAUAGUAUACAAGUGAAAAAUACAAAAUAUUCUUUGGCAGUCAUGCGUUUCUUACCACAGUGGGCUAAUUUUUAAAAAAUUUCGAUGUAGACAAUAAACAAAAUUAAUCUCUUCCUACAAUAACUAUAUAUCAUGAAUACAACAUAAAAAUGUUAGAAAGAAGCAAGUAGUUCUGGUUACAAAACGCAGAUCUGCUGUAACAGUUUCAAAUCUUUGAAAGUAAACAUAAAUUAAGCUAUUAUAUAAAAAGAAGUGUACAUUGAUUCGUCAAAUUAUAUCAUUUUGUACUUGUUACAAUAUAGUGAACUGGAAUAUCAGUUUGAUAUAUUUAUUAAUCUCCUUAACUUUCAUAUUAUCUGUAUUAUUUAUCCUUUGGAGAAUAUUUUUUCUUCUCAUCACUUUCAAAGCCAGAAUCUAAAUCAUCGCUUAAACAUUUUUUUAAUGUAUAAUUUCUAGAAUGUUGCUGCAAAUCUCUGUUCUCCAUUGACAAUUUCUUAA
Heterotrigona itama is the source of this 3110-nucleotide messenger RNA. NCBI's taxonomy places the organism in Eukaryota, Metazoa, Arthropoda, Insecta, Hymenoptera, Apidae. The record is from the annotation of a GenBank genome assembly.